ACUCCGUAGCAAGCCACGUCAGGCCUAACUUUUAGUUUAAAGUACUCGGAUUCUAUAUCUGCGUAAAUUUCGAGCUGUAAUAAUUUUAAUACCGAAAGUUUAACGUCCGACUUUUCGCCCACGUUGAGUAAUUGUGGUGGUAGUAUUGAUCAGAGCCUCCAUUUUGUGCCGGUGGCCGGUUCUAGGCUGUUUCCUGUAAAAUCAAUGCGCUCGCUCGAGGCUCGGGUGAUCGCGGAAAGCGUGUCCGUCCGUUUUUAUCAGUUUUUCGUGUUAUUAGUAUGUGUCGGUUCGUUCGGUACUAUCACCGUUGAUGGUAAGCUUUUUUAAUUUCAACAUGCCGUGCCGCUCAUUCAUUUUUCCAUAGUGUUUUCCUGUGUUGAUUCCGAAAAAUUUCCCCGUGUGAGGCCCGUCUCAUGGAAGACCUCUUGAUGGCGGUUCCAUAAGGCGUGUUGCAUUGUAAUCUCUCGUUAUUAUUUUUCCAGUGGAAGUUGUGGAUUUUUUUGAAUUGUCGGUGUAUGAAUGGUUUCUCUCGCAUAGUAUCCAUGCAGUUGCCGCUCGCUAUAAUCCUCGAGAGAAAGAAGACGUUAGUGUAAUCUCAUUCUGACCAUGUGAAUCAUAUCCUUUGACCCACUUUUCUCGUUGUCUGUGGCUGAAUUAUACCGGAUUCUCUCCCGGACGUGCAUAUUCCUAAAUGUUAAAUCAGUGGAACUACUGUUUAAUCUUCGGUUUGUGCCUCCACAGGAGCUGAGAAAGGUUUUUCCUUCGAAUUAUUCCAGCACAAGGUCAUUAGGUGGUUCGCUUAUUUGCAAGCAGGUAUCGCUUGAUUCAAAAUGCCUGCGUCAAGUUUAGAUCCUAUAAGCAGCUCGAUUCACUCUAGCAUUGAAUCGGGCAGACGAGAGUGCAACUUGGAAAAUCUUAAUACCCAAGUCACCAUUUCGGCAAAACGUGUGCUUUUGCAUCCAAUCGAGUACAAAGAAACGACUGUGCAGAACUCAGUGCUUACCAGUCCGCAGAAAAGCAAGUAUCUCAUACUUAAAACGUCAACUCCCAGUCAAAACCAGAUCAACGGUGAUGACCAUCGGAAGGCGGAUGUUAAGACUAAUGGCAGUUCGCAGGACACUUUGCCCUUACCAAAACACACCAUCUACCCUCCUGAAAACAUCAAGUUGGGCUGGCAAGGAAAAGAGCCUGUCGGGUCAGGUUUUCUAAACCUUGGCAAUACUUGCUACCUCAACAGCACUCUGCAGGCACUAUUUCAUGUUCCUGCUUUUGUCAAUUGGCUCAGCAAUGAUCAGAAACAUUUCAGUAGUUGUGAACAAAAGAAUGGUUUUCUACACAACGAGUGUAUGGUCUGCGCAUUACGGGAUACUUUAGUUGCAUCACAGAAGAGCACCGGCAGUGCGAUAAGGCCAGUCCACAUAACCACAAAAUUAAAAUCUAUAUGUAAACACUUCCAGUUUGGUCAUCAAGAAGAUGCCCAUGAAUUUCUACGUUAUCUCAUAGAAAGUUUAGAAAAGUCUUACCUUGCACCCUUGCAACCAAUUAAAUUAGAUAAUUACUCUAGAGAAACAACUCCUCUCAAUCAGAUUUUUGGAGGUUAUAUCAGGACAGAAGUAACUUGUCUGGAAUGUCAAUAUGUGUCAACAACCUUUCAACACUUUCAAGACCUCCUCCUGGACAUCCGGCAAGCAAGCACGGUAGAUGAUGCUCUGGAAAAUUAUUUCAGUAAAGAGCGACUGGAUGAGGAGAAUGCCUACAAGUGCGAACACUGCCGUCGAAAAGUCUCCGCCCACAAAAAGUUCUCUAUUGAAAAACCGCCCAAUGUCCUCUGUUUGCAGUUGAAAAGGUUUAACACUCUUGGAGGAAAAAACACCAAAGCGAUAACAAUUAACCGAAAUUUGGAUUUAAGCAAGUUCAGACCCAAAGGAACUCACAACUCUCAACAAUUAAAAUAUAAAAUAGCUUCAAUUAUUAUGCAUUACGGAACCUCAACUAGUUGUGGACACUACACAGCAGUUGCAUAUUCCUCGCAAGGGGUCCUGUAUGCAUUUGACGAUUCUUCUGUUUAUUCAUCUACGUUUUCAAAUGUCAGCGCAACUGCCUACGUAAUCAUGUAUGAGCUGGAUCAACCCUCGCCAGUAAUGAGAACAACGAAAAGCAUUUCUAGUUCCAACGUUUACAUGAACGGAAUAUCUUUGAAACAGGAGAGCCCGUCCACACACAGACCAGUAAAGAGGGAAAACUCGCCAAGCAUACUCAGGCCUAUCAAACAAGAAAGUUCGUCGUUGCAUCGACCCUCCUUCAGUGCAAUAAGUUCAUCAAUAUCGCCCCUGGAAAGGCCUGACAGCGAUAAAAAAUCGUGGAAGCAAGGCAAAGUGCACAACUCCAAUGGGACGCACCCUCAGCCGACCCAACUUGCCCCUGCCUCAUCCAACGCCGCAACCAGCGCAUCGCCCUCACCAACGUCCAGUAAAAGCCUAGUUCCUUACAUGUCCGACUCGGGAAGUGACAGUGACGCGAGUGACUCAGUCAAGUACCGGACUAACGGGCUGAGCAACGGUCACACGUCGCCAGUCUCGCUUUCGCAAAGUUCGAACACUCCGCAGUUUAAAUUAAGUGCAAAUGAUAAAUUGCAAAAUCCUAGUCAAGAAUCAGUUGCAAGUGUGAGCACAACGGUGCAAUCAAACGGGUGGUUGGUGACGGACUCGCCAGUCAAGUCGAACGGGAGCGCGGGCGCUGGUGCCAAGCCCGUCGAGAGGGGAGUCGGUCAUUGGAGUGUCACUGAGGCCAAGCGUUCGGAAGCGAAUGACCAGUCACACACAAACGGCUCAAGUAAUCACUGUUGGCGGAAACCCUUCCCACCAGAAAAUGGACUAAGUAAUCAUAUCAACGGUAACAAUAAUAGCAGUAACGGUAGCAGUAAUCCUAACGUCAACGGCAACGCAAGUAAUUGCAACGGUAGCUCAUCAAAAUCAUCUGUACUGAGUCAUUUACAGAAUUCUUCCCACCUUGGAUAUGGGAACAAAGUUAACUCUUGGAACGGGUGUCAAAGUACUGUAAAUCGUGAUGCAGAAAGGGAUAGGUUAGAGUCAAAUAAGCGAUCCUACAGUCAAGCCUACAAUUCGGACUUCGAUCGGGGCAAGGUGAAGAAAAUGAAAUUUAAUAAUGGUAAGUCAGAUUACUCUAAUGGCUAUGACAAGUCGCGCUUCCAAAAAGUACAUCAGCGCCCACACUACCACAACAAAUGGCCAAGAUCUCAACCUUACAAUAACUACCGCAAACACAAUAACAAUUCUUUCCGGCCACCGCACAAACAUAAUGGUAACCAUCAUGGCUUCCGUGAUAACUUCUGGCGGAGGAAAUGAUUUUAAUUAAGGAUAUCCUGCUCGAAUCUUGAGUUUUGUUGAUGUAAUAUAUGUUACUUUGUUAAUUUUAUUUCUAUCCAUGAAAAUUGUCCGCAAAUCGCGGUUUUUUUAUUCGAAGAGGACCCUGUCUAUCGAUUGCUUCUCUUGACUGGUUUUAUUUUACUAUGUUUUACAUUUUACCACAGGUUUGACAGGAAUAAUCAUCUAAAUUCUGUCUAGAUUUUAAAUUUAUUGUUUUCUGUUCUUUUAUUUUUAAUCUGAAAAUAAGUAGGAUUAACGUCUCUCAGAAUAUAAGUUUGCUUUCACCUAAUUUUCAAGCAUUAAUUUGUAGAGAAAAAAAUUGGAAGAAGUUCCCUACCUCUCUUUUACCCAAGAACUCUUUUCAUCAUUUAACAUAUUAUUUUUCCCUCUUUCUUGUGCAUCUUUUAUUCUGGAGAGAUUGUCUUGCGUCUUAGUGGUCCGAGUGUUAUUCUGAUUUAGCUUGAUGCUUUACUCUCAUGGGCCUCUGAUAUGAAAGGAACUGAGCCACACCCAGUGACUGGGGUUUGCAUUUAAUACCAUAGUCAACUCUCCAAGAUCCAAGCUUUUGUUUCGUAUGGUCUCAGUUAAAAACUUUUUUUUUAUUCCACCCAAGUCUUAGUGUUCUCUGCUAUUGAAUUUUUAUUCGUGAUUUUUCCACAUUGUUCAUCGUUAGCAACACAUUUGAUGCCAAGUGUCAACUCUCAGUACGUGUCCUCUCCGUAAUUUAGGUCAUGAAUAUUUUUUCCACCUCCUUUUGUCCAGCUUUUCCAUUAGUUUUUUAUUCAAAUCAUUCUUCUCUCCUCCCAGAAAUGUUUUAGUUUUUUGCUAUCAAUGCUUUUUCAAAAAUUCAACUGUAAAAGAUUUACGAACUCAACAAAACUAAAUUUACCAGAGAGAACUUUGAAGAGGUUAAACCAUCAAAAAACGACCCUCAGUGUGUUGUAAUUUGCUGACAGAAAUGUUUGCUGCACUUCACUGCUUGGAAGGUCCGAAACAGCUGAUCUAGUUGUCAUACAUGAAAAUGUUUUGGUAGCGUUGCCAGAAUGUGUGUAUUUUUGCAAUUAAGUAGGCCGUGCCCUCAGGCAUUAACUCUUGGUAACUUAAUUGUGAAAUAGAAGUAUCUCUAACUGUCCAAGGUUAUUACCGAUGCUUAAAGCAAAUAAAAUACACCUUAAAUGUGUAAAUUUUCGAAAAUUGAGACCCAGAUAUAUUUUCAUUUUUCUCCUCUUUUUUCAACUGUAGUUUCGUUGCGACUGAUUCCUUCUUCGAUAAGUUUGUCCACUUCCGUUAUAAUUCUAGUAACAAUUCAUGACUCAAGUUAUCUAUCACAUGCGUCUGUUAAGUCUUAAGUUUACAGCACUCAGCUGUAAAAUUAUUCAUUGCAAUGCAAGAAUCAAGUAAAACUGUCCAAUAGUUGAUGAAAUAAACUGGGAUGCAUCAGAGAAUUAUCUAAUCCCUGAAUUCACAUUUUUAUGGAACAUUAGUAUGAUAAUGACAGUAAAACUGAAUUCUACUGCAACCUCUUUAAAAAUUCAAACUGCAAGUAACUACGCAUGAAAACUCACUUAGCUUACAUUAAAAUUUAAUGUACAUAAAAUUUCCUGACACAAAAGUAAACAUUUUUUAUUUACAUUUAAGUUAAUCGAAAUUUGUGUCAGGAAAUUUUGUAUAUCUUUAACUGUUUCUUCUGAAAGCUGUCCUAAAUGCUGAUGAUGUACAGUAUAAAUCAACAAGUAGCUUAUCUUUUUCUCUUGUCUGUGGUUGUUUCAGUUUACGCCACAUGAACUUGGGAAGUUGGUUUUUUUUUUAAAAGAAUAAAAAUCUACCUCCUCUGAAAUACUAACAAUUUUGGAAAAUUCCAAUAUUCAUUGUCUGGGGCCGAAGGAAAGCACAUUGUCAUUGCUGUUUUGCUAUAUCUACAAACAUUUUAAUUUUUCACAGGAGAACUGUCGCAUGAAUUUAGAGUCUAUUCUCACGAGGGUAAACAUGGUUGCCACAGUCAGAGGAUACUGGGAAAUGUGGAGGAAUUUUAAGAAGUGAGGGAAAAUCUUGGAAAUCUGAGGGUAAAUAAUGGAAGUAUCAAGGAAAAAUUGUCAAGUCAGCUUUAUUUGCUUGAGAGAAUGGGUUUGAGGUUUCGCACAAAUUUGGCCUGACGAUGUUUUUAAAGUAUGCCUCUUUAACCAUCUGGCAUAGCUUUUCACCAAAAUUUUACCUGGAGAAUCCGAGAAGCGUGGCAACCAUGGAAAGAAAAAUCUUCAGGAAAAUUCAUAACACUGUUUUCCCGUGAACAAAUAAAAUGUAAGUAAGAAGCGCUGGAACAGUGCAAUCCAGAUAUGUUCCUUCGUGCGACAGAUGAAGUAUUGGCCCGAAGUUUACAAUCGAUGGUGAAUUUCGGUGCCCAAUUUCUAACCAAAUCAGGUGAAAAACGUUGAGAAACCUUGGAGUGAAAGAUUUCUCUCAUAAAAUAAAGAUAAAUAAGUCUUAUGACUCUAAUUUAGGCCACUUUUAUACUUUUUCACCCUUUCAUUUUAUAUGAUGUUUUAAUGUGUGUCUUGUUAUUUUAGUUUGACGGGAUGAAUUUAUUUUUGGGUGAUUACACUCUUGUAUUUGAGUGAUAGUGUUUUUCCGAUGAAAAUCAUCAGUCUAGCCAGCGAAGUUGGCUCACUGGGGCAUUUUGAGUCCCUAUAUACUUUUCAGGAUUUUUGUUCUUUGUUUCAAGUGGGAAGUUUUUUUUUUUUUUUUGAAAUGCCUCGUUUCAUUUAGAUUAACAAUAGUUUUGGAAAUAGUCAUCUCUGCUUCCUUCCUCCAAUUUAUAUUUCAUAAAUAGAAUUUACCGACAUCAGACACGUCUUCAAAGACUGCCAGCAACAUUUUGGCAUUGGUCAUAUUUUGCAUUUUUCUAUUCAACUACUUUGAUUACUCUAUAUUGUCUCUGCAAAAACUGUUAGUAACUUUUUCCAUAUCUAUCAGGAGACAGUUAAAACUCUCACCAAAGUCUUUUGGCCGUUUGCCUCCAGGGGAGGGAGAUGAGGUUGAGAGAGCAUGUGUCAUGCUGUCUCGUUUAUAUAUGUGAAAGAAUGGAUACCUGCGCCUCAAAAGCGUUAUGAGGGGAAAGGGUGGUUAUAAAAUCCUAAAUUUAGAGUUAUGUAAUCCAUGAACAGCCUCCUCUCUAUUUUUCUGGCAUGGAUUCUGUUUUGUCCAUAAUGGUGUCCAUGAAGUUAUCUACAUGUCAUCAUAAAAGGAUUAUGUAGGUUUUAUUUGUAUUUUGUUGUUUCUUCAAAAUGUUUGAUUCCAUUAUAAAACAUAAAAAAUAAUUGUUUCAGGGCUUUUGUGUCAACUGCUGUGAAAUUUUUCUCUGAACAUCUGUUUGCCAAGAUGAGCAUUAUUAUUGCAGGUUAUCGAAGAAAAUCUCAGUGCUCAUAAUAAAUAAGGGUGACUUUUGUUCCACACUUAGAAUUUGAUAGUUUUCAUCCUAAUGCAAUGCCCACUGUAUCAAAGGGCUUAAUUAUUGAGUGUUAGAAAUAUGUUGUCAGUGGUCAAUCAAAAUGUCUCUUUCAUAAAGAUACCAACUUGAAUCUCUUUCAAAAUAAAUAUCCUCAUGGGUUUAGCGUUUUGUUUGUCCAGAAACUAGGUCAUCAACUAAUCAUUCCAAAACCAACUGAAAGAAUAGUGUAAACAUUCGAGUAGGUUAUCUUUUUGAUAUAAAUCUAUCAAGAGUGCCACAGAUCAUUUUCUCAGUAAUGAGAACAGUCUUAACUCUUUAUUGAUUUGUAAGUUUCAAAACAAAAAAGAAAACUUAAUCUUAUUAAGUAACUAAGCUUUUUCAGAUUUGACUGUUCGGGCAUUGCUUUAGGGUGAUCACAGUCGUUUUUAAACUGCUUUAUAAGAAAGUCAUACUGUGAGCAACCAUUGUAACUAUGUUUUAAGAAACUGCGAAAGCCACCUAAUCUGAGUGUGUUCAUUUAAGCUAAUAAUUUUUAAUUGUCUGUAAGAAUUUCGUUUUAUUCAACUGCUCAAUGUUCUUGGUUUUAUUUUCCAACUUACAAUUUGCUGCCCGAGAAAACCAACCACAAAGCGAUUGAGCUUUCCAUCAUGGUUUUAUGGGAUGUUGCUCUUUGAGGCUUCCUGGAUGUUUUGUGGCGGAAUCCUGGAAACCAUCUAAAUAGUUGCUUUAAUUUGUGCAAUUUUUUAAAGAUUGAUACAUUAUUUUUAAAAAAAAGAAUAGAAGUUACAGGCACUGUUUUCAUUGGCAAAAUUUUCUGUUUUAUAUUUUUUUGUGUCCGAGGGAAAAAUGUCCUCCUAGUGAAUGUUCUUGAUGAUUUACCAAGAAACCAAAGUUUGUCUUUAAUACCAAUGGUCAUAAAAUUUAUUGUCAUUUGACUUCUCUUUUUACAAUUUUCCAUCACCGAACAAUAGGGCUGCAUUCUGCCAUAGGAACUAUAAUUUCUGGCUCAGUUUCGAAACAAUUUAUGCACCAUUAGUUUCCCCAUGCACACAAGUGUUGUUACGGAUGAGCCAGAAAAUGUAGUUCUUUAUUGCAAAAUGUAGUCGGAUUGACACAGUUGUACCCCUCAAUUUCCUGAUCUACACUGAUUGACUACCAAUUUUUGUGAAGAGAAUUCAAUUGCAGGAAACAAAUAAUUCCAUCCAUUAAUUAAAUGUUAUCUUUUAUCACGUAAACCAUAUGCAUUAUAUUGUAUAGUUAGGGUUAUAGAUACUAAUUUUAACUUGUAUCCUAAAAUUCUGUCUACUGAAUGGUGUUUCGUAGAAUUCCUAGGAUUAUUGAGUGAAGUUUGAAAUUAUGAUGAUUGCCUAGCUCUUACUCAGAUAUCAUAAUAAUAUUAAAUAUUAAUCUUGAGUAAAAAUCACCUCACAGCAUAAACUGUGAAUUUAUAGUAAAUUUUUUUUUAUGAAACUAUUUCUAAGGAAAGACAGGAUUACGUUCUCUGAAAUUUCCUUACUUUUGUUAUUUACUUUUAAAGUUGAAUUUUUGGUCUUACUUGUCGCAAGUCUGACGUUCUGCGGCUACAUUUUUUUCUCUGCUGUAAGCUAUGUAAGAGUUUCUGUUUUUUUUUUUUUUUUUUUGUCGCCUUGCGAACUGAAGACUAAUUUAUAACUGCGCAUAACUUUGUGACUCAGGAAGUUUACACGUAAUACGUGGCAAUGGUUUUUUUUUCUUUUCAAAUUACGUCGGCCCUGACCUGACCAAGGUCUACAACUGGAUGAACCACCAGUUUAGCGUCUAAAUCAACCAAUAGAACUGAUAUUGAAAUUUUCUCAAACUCUCUUUAUUAUGCUGCCUUUAACAUUGUCUCUUGUAUCCUGGCCGCAAUAUUUUAUUCUUAAAAGGUAUUUUAUUACCUUAUUUUUUGUUCAGUGAUUCAUUUAUUUUGUGGAGGUCAUGGAGGGCUUUUUGCUCGACUUUCAUUUUAGAAGUUUUCUUUCAUUUAAAGGCCAUUGAUUCUAAAAAAAUUUGACGAUGAGCAGGAAAAAAAAAAAAAACGAUAACUAGGUAUGUCAAUUGCCACUGAUGAAUCCAUCUUUCUCAUCAUACUUUCGUCUUGUACGUAUCAAGUCUGGAAAGAAUGCAGACAUUGUUUCAUUCACCCGUGAAUUUUGAAUCACAGUCUUGUUAUCAAUGGCCUCUGCUCCUGUUCAGAAAACCGUCAAACUUUGUGUUUAAUUUAUUGAUUUAUGAUCAUUACAUGUUGUUAUUCAUAGGUAUAAAAGGAAAUUGAAUUACUACCUAUUUGUGUAUAUUUUGUAUAAAUGUAUUCUAAAUGUUAUCCGACUAACUUGUACAGUUUUUUGGCAAAAUUUUGUAAAAAGAAGGAAGAUGAAAUUAUUGUCAAUCGGUUAUUUUGUAUUUUUCUUGAAAAAUUGUAGAAGGCGUAACAAAUGAGAUCGAAUACAUCUUCGGUUUCAUGUAACAACAAUAAAAUCUGAAUUGUCUGUCUGAAUA
Bemisia tabaci is the source of this 9348-nucleotide messenger RNA. NCBI's taxonomy places the organism in Eukaryota, Metazoa, Arthropoda, Insecta, Hemiptera, Aleyrodidae. The record is from RefSeq and is a predicted model, not a curated record.